AUGUACCUCUCCCGCGGACAGCUCCGCAUCGAUUCCGCCACGAUGCUCCAGCUUGUGUUGUCGCUACUCGGAUUGAUCAUUAUUGCCCCCGUGGCCAUCCCCAUUGCUAUAGCAAUCUUGGGAAUAUCGUUCUUCUGCCUUGCAGUCACAGUGGUGGCCAUUAGCUUGGCAAUCAGCUGGGACAUGUUCAAAAAUUCCAUCUGGAUACUCGCAAACACUGCCAUCGACUCUACGCCUUUCUUGCUUGAGCGAGAGCAGAACACGGCCCACGAAUACCUCAAUCUCUUCUUUGGCUAUGCUCGCGAUUGUCAUAAACCAGAACGAGCGACGCCGACUCCACAUCCCACCACACCUCUGAAGCCGCAUCUUGCGAAUGGCAUGACCUCUCAAGAAUGGAUGAGCCGGAAUGCUAGUAUCGCCUCACUCACGACAUGCACAGCUAGAGAUCUUGAAAAUGCGGACUCUUGGAUCAAUGAUGAAGACGAUUGCGAGGCACUGUACAUGGCACGCAGGAGCUCCAUUGUGCAGCCCAGUUUCGAUGCCCCCGUAUAUGACACUCCACGAAGCAGAAGAGCCAGCAAGGCAGGAUCUCCAGAAGCGUCAAGACCUCCGAGCAGAGCACCGACACCAUCGACAUACACUGGCUUUGCGGACAGCAUGCGCCCACCUAGCAGGAAUGGUUCUGGUUUCUUCAAUAGCAGUCCGGUGACACCGCUACGAGGCUACUCUGCGACUUCCGCGACCGAAUUCCAAUAUUUCCAGAUCCAACCAACGAGUCCGAUAUCUUUGCACGGCAGACGGCCUUCGUGGUCACCUAUGAUGCAUCGAAGGAACAAUCAGUCUACGACUAGCUUUGGAAGUGUACCGGAGGAGAUGACGGAAGAGAGGACGGAUGGAGGCAUGGACGAAAUAAAAUCAUGA
This is a messenger RNA of Zasmidium cellare ATCC 36951, 921 nucleotides long. RefSeq lists its product as uncharacterized. The coding region runs from base 1 to 921 and encodes 306 amino acids. Lineage: Eukaryota; Fungi; Ascomycota; Dothideomycetes; Mycosphaerellales; Mycosphaerellaceae. The record is from RefSeq and is a predicted model, not a curated record. The transcript has a single exon.